Procambarus clarkii (red swamp crayfish) is the source of this 3783-nucleotide messenger RNA. The record is from RefSeq and is a predicted model, not a curated record. NCBI's taxonomy places the organism in Eukaryota, Metazoa, Arthropoda, Malacostraca, Decapoda, Cambaridae.
GGUGAAGGUGUGAGCCACGCGGCAAAGAUUACCGAUUGUGCCACAGGCGCCACAGACUCCGGGGCUGUGUUGCAGGUUCCUCCACAGACUGUUGUGUCAGCUGUGCCACAGGUUACAUAAGAGUUUACAGCUAAAUUCUUGUAGGGUGAUCACUGUAGUGUGCUGUCUUGUAGGGUGAUCGCUGUAGUGUGCUGUCUUGUAGGGUGAUCGCUGUAGUGUGCUGUCUUGUAGGGUGAUCACUGUAGUGUGCUGUCUUGUAGGGUGAUCGCUGCAGUGUGCUGUCUUGUAGGGUGAUCGCUGUAGUGUGCUGUCUUGUAGGGUGAUCGCUGCAGUGUGCUGUCUUGUAGGGUGAUCGCUAAUCCAAUAAUUUGUUCACUCAUCUGGACAGUAAUUAUCGGUGCAAAAUCAACGAAUUAUUGACUCAUCGUUGUACGAAACACCAUACAUAACAAGGCCACGUUAUGAUGCAAUAAUACUAGUGGCCAUUUGGAGCAGCUGGAGCACUGGGAGGCAGCCGGUGGGUGGCCACUAAUACGACCAGGCUGCAGGAGCCGGUAAAAACAGAGUAUGCUGAACAGACUCCAUCACCGCACUUAAAUUACUGUUUAAAUCGUGAAACAGUAUCACUGCGCCUCCGUCAGGCAGGUGGUGGUGGGUGCUAUGUUUAUCUUCUGCUGUGGGAUCAGCAAACGACAGCAAUACAUCACCAGCAUCCCGGCAACCUUGGGCCUUCUGCCACAAGAUAACGAGUCAAGAGAGCCAUCGUGUAUUCCAACGCCUUCAGCAUGGAUAUGGAGUCUAUUCGAAAGCGGCGGGCGCGACUGGACGCUAUCACAUCCUCCACCAGACUUCCAACUCUGACUCCCCUGGAGGUGUUCGGAGCGAGGCCGUCCUCCGUGCACAGUGGCGUCUCCUCCCCUCCCAACAGCAUAUCCUCGGAGAAGAGACGCCAGCAGCACAGGCACAGGCCCGACAUGUACCUGACGAGGAAGAACUCGGCGUCACUGGCUCGGGCAGGUUCAGGGAGGAAUACAAUGCCCGCGUUGGGUAUACCGCCCAUGACACCGCUUCACGACCCACUCCCGGAGAUUGGUCAGACUAAGGAAGACGAGGCGGCCGAUGGGAAAAACGAGGAGACGAUAGAAGAGAAAUUGCAGGAGAGGAGAGAAGAUGAGAACGACGAGGUAGCAGAGGAGGUAGAAGAAGAGUUGGAAGGGGAAAUAGAAGAGGCAGCUAGGAAUGUCGAAAGGGACUCACAACCUCUGUCACCUAACCAGGAGAGUCACAAAAAUAGUCACUGGAUGAAUGCAAUCCAAGGGGUGUCUCAGGCUGGCCAUGGGGUCAGUCUGGAGGCCAGUCAGGAUGCCAGUCAGGAGGCAAGCCAGGGAGUCAAUCAGGAGGCCGGCUUGUGGAUUAACCAGGAAGCCAGCCAGGGAGGCAGCCUGGAGGCCAGCCAAGAGGGUGGCCUGUGGAUGAGCCAAGAAGCCAACAGUGAGCCAACAGUUAAUCAGGAAGCCAGUCAAGACGCCAACCAGGAGGCCAACCAGGAGGCCAGCCAGGAGGCCAGCCAGGAGGCCAGCCAGGAAGCCAGUCAGGGAGCCGGUCUGUGGCUUUUCCAGGGAGUCAACCAGGAGGCGAACGAGGAGACCAACCAGGAUACGACACCUCUGGAGACUCGUGAGAAGCCGCCGUCUUCAGCCAAACGCAGAAGUUCUCCUUCGGCGACGUCCCACACGGAGGACUCACCAUCACAAGCAAAUCCCUCAAGCCUCCACCACGGACCUGACAAGCGAGCAGCGACUGGUGAUGAAUCCUCAUCAGCCUAUGAACACGACAACCAGGCUGUAGAGGGGGAAGUCGACGCCGAGAAGAUAGUCUCAGACAUGGCCAGCGAGGACAUCAACACCAAGCUGGAAGCCACCGUCAGGGCCAGAAAGAUCCUGUCUCAGUCCCUCAACCCCAAGGUGGACGAGUUCCUGGCGGCAGACAUCCUCACCCCCGCCCUCGCCAACCUGAAGGAGGAGCACGCCACGCUGAUGUUUGAAACAGCUUGGGUCCUCACCAACAUCGCUGCUGGUACCUCCAACCACACACAAGCCCUUGUUGAUCGGGGCUUCGUGCAGCCGCUGGUGCAGCUGCUGGGCACCACCAACAUCGGGGUGGCCGAGCAGGUGACGUGGGCCCUCAGCAACAUCGCCGCCGACAAUCCUGACCACAGGAACCAAAUGGUGGCGGAAGGCAUCGUCAAGCUUCUCCUGGCACACCUCAACCAGUCUAUACCGGUCACCUUCAUACGCAACAUUGCGUGGGCUCUCUCUAACCUGUUCCGCCGUAAGCCUCUGGAGAUGCUGACGGAGGAGAAGGAGCUCAUUCUGCAGGCGUUGAAAGACCACCUGCUGGACCACAGUGACCCGCACGUCCAAGCUGACGCCCUGCACACAGCGAGCCUCUUCACGGACAUGGGCACGGAGUACAUCCAGCUGGUGGUGGAGGCGGGCCUGGUGGCGCAGCUGGUGGCUCUCCUCGCCUCACAAGACGAAGCCCUGCUCCUCACGGCUCUCAGGGCUGUUGGCAACAUCAUUACUGGCACUGAUACUCAGACGGAGGCGGUGCUGGAGGCCGGGGCGCUACCUUUGUAUUCUCAAGUGUUGGCCAACUCGAGCAGCACCAGGGCCAAGAAGGAGGCACUGUGGGCCAUAUCCAACAUCCUGGCUGGCACUCCUGGCCAGCUCCAGCAGGUCAUCGAUGCCGGCCUGGUGCCAGAGCUCCUGCUCGCCGUACAAAAUGAAGACGGACGCGUACGGAAGGAGGCGUCGUGGGGGCUCUUCAACUUGACGGAUAUUGGCACCCAGGAGCAGCUGAAGGUGCUGGCACCAGGUGCCACGGUGCCGCCCUUGCUGGCACUUAUGGGCGACAGUGAGCCGGCCCUCGCCACGCUGGGCGUCGAGGCCCUCCUCAACCUCCUUCGGAAGUCGAGCGACUCCGAGACCUUAAGAAGCACGUUGGAGGAGCAGGGUGGCAUCACCCUCCUACAACGAAACCUCCAACACGAGAACAAUAAGAUUGUUACUACAAGUAAGGCCAUCCUCGAGAGCUACUUCUCGGUGGACCUGCAGGACGAGGAGGCGAAGAAAGCCGACGAGGACGAAGCGGUGAUCGAGACGGAAGAUAAUCCGGUGAACGAGGAGGUGGAGGAGGAGGAAGAUGCGAACGAGAAGAUAGAGAAGGUGGAGGAUGAGACCAAGCUAGAGGAAGACUGGUAAACAGUUACUCCUCCGGAGACAUGUGUGAUAUUGUUGGUAUCCCGGCGGCGUCUUCUGUUGGUAUCCCGGCGGCGUCUUCUGUUGGUAUCCCGGCGGCGUCUUCUGUUGGUACCCCGGCGGCGUCUUCUGUUGGUACCCCGGCGGUGUCUUCUGUUGGUAUCCCGGCGGCGUCUUCUGUUGGUACCCCGGCGGCGUCUUCUGUUGGUACCCCGGCGGUGUCUUCUGUUGGUACCCCGGCGGCGUCUUCUGUUGGUACCCCGGCGGCGUCUUCUGUUGGUACCCCGGCGGCGUCUUCUGUUGGUACCCCGGCGGUGUCUUCUGUUGGUACCCCGGCGGCGUCUUCUGUUGGUACCAGCGACGUCUUCUGUUGGUACCAGCGACGUCUUCUGUUGGUACCAGCGACGUCUUCUGUUGGUACCAGCGACGUCUUCUGUUGGUACCAGCGACGUCUUCUCAGUCCGGCGGGUGUGGACGUCUCCCCCCCCCCCCCGCUGGGUGAAGAACCUUUAUUCAGCAUUUG